CGCUCCCCCGCCCCUCCUCGGAUCCUCUGUGUACACUAGAGAGAAGUAAAACCUACCCCGACAGGAAGUGAAACAGUUGGUGAGCUUUUCCGGCGCUCUGCAUGGAUGCUGGGGCACUAAGCAAACAGCCUUCAGUCUCUGGAGCUGUUCCGAGUCCCGUGGAGUCGCCAUCUGAGCUGUUUCCUCACCCAGGCAUCCCGAUGCUGGUGCAUGGACCAUCUGGGCGGUCAGCCCUAUGCUUUUUGCUGUUGGCUUUGGUAAUGUCUUUCGUCGGCUCAGCUCUAUCCAAGGAUGAAGAACGGGAGCAUCUAUUGACAAAAGAAAAGAUGAUGCAGCUGGGGGGGCAGCUGGUGCUGAACAUCAAGGAGGAGCAGGCCAAUGAGAAGCUCAUGACCCUCAAAAUCACUGAGAUGGAGGAGGCCAUGAAGACCCUGAUAUUCCCACCCAGCAUGCACUUUUUCCGGGCCAAGCCACUCAUUGAGAGAAGUCGGGUGUUUAAUAUCCUCAGGAUGAUGCCAAAAGGGGCUGCCUUGCACCUCCAUGACAUUGGCCUUGUGACUAUGGACUGGCUGGUGAGGAAUGUCACCUACAGACCCCACUGCCACAUCUGUUUCACGACGAAGGGGAUCGUGCAGUUCAGAUUUGCUCACCCAGCUCCGCGUACGUCAGAAGAAUGUCAUGAGUGGAUUCUGUUGGAGCAUUAUCGGAGGCAGGUGCAAAACGUGACUGAGUUUGAUGACAGCUUGCUGAGAAAUUUCACUCUGGUGACCCAGCACCCGGAAGUAACUUACACAAACCAAAAUGCUGUCUGGUCGAAGUUUAAAACCAUCUUCUCCACCAUCUCUGGCCUCAUCCGUUACGCACCAGUGUUCAGAGACUAUGUCUUCCAGAGCAUGCAGGAGUUCUAUGAGGACAACGUGCUCUACAUGGAGAUCAGAGCCAGGCUGCUGCCGGUGUACGAGCUCAGCGGAGCGCAGCAUGACGUACAGUGGUCAGUGAAGGCUUACCAGGAAGUGGCUGAGAAGUUUGUGCAAACUCACCCUGAGUUUGUUGGAAUCAAACUCAUUUAUUCAGAUCACAGAUCCAAAGAUGUGACUGUCAUCGCAGAAUCCAUCCGAACAGCCAUGGGGCUCCGGACCAAGUUCCCCACGGUGGUGGCAGGGUUCGAUCUGGUGGGGCAGGAGGACACUGGGCACUCCUUACACUACUACAGCAAAGCACUGAUGACCCCCGCCAAGGACGGUGUUAAGCUGCCUUACUUCUUCCACGCCGGAGAGACAGACUGGCAGGGCACUUCCAUAGACAAGAACAUUCUGGAUGCUUUGAUGCUAAACACUACCAGAAUCGGACAUGGAUUUGCUUUGACCAAACACCCCGCCCUCAGGGCUUACUCACAGAAAAAGGACAUUCCCAUAGAAGUCUGUCCCAUCUCUAACCAGGUUCUGAAACUGGUGUCUGAUUUGAGAAACCACCCUGCAGCUACUCUGAUGGCCAUCGGGCACCCCAUGGUCGUCAGCUCUGAUGACCCAGCGAUCUUUGGUGCCAAAGGCUUGUCGUACGAUUUCUAUGAGGUCUUCAUGGGCAUUGGGGGAAUGACGGCUGACCUGAGGACCCUCAAACAGCUGGCCAUCAACUCUAUCAAGUACAGUAGCCUGUUGGAGAUUGAGAAAAAUACUUUCAUGGCAAUCUGGAAGAAGAGAUGGGAUAAGUUCAUAGCGGAUGUGGCACGGAGUGAGGAGAAACUAGCCAUCCUCCACGAGCUGCCUUCGCGCACGGGCUGCCACCGCCGCUCACCCGUUCCUGAAUCAGCUCCAUGUCCCCAUCAAAUCAAUGGCCUGGGUACGGAGGGACCCUGUGAGAAGCACUUGGCUGGCUGACCAGCUUCAUCCUCUGGAACAUUGUCCCUCGGCUGCAGCAGCAUUGACCACUCUGCGCCCAUCGCUUCCAGUUUCUCUACUUGAGACUCUCCUCCUCUCUGACCUCUGUGCUGUGUCCUCAGGGCUCAGUCCUGGGUUCUCUUCUAUUCUGAUCGCUUUAUUAAAAAAAAAGUUUGUUGGCCCGACGUGGUCGCU
Saimiri boliviensis boliviensis (Bolivian squirrel monkey) is the source of this 2072-nucleotide messenger RNA. RefSeq names its product adenosine deaminase 2 (gene ADA2). Lineage: Eukaryota; Metazoa; Chordata; Mammalia; Primates; Cebidae. Gene Ontology annotation, molecular function: adenosine deaminase activity. The record is from RefSeq and is a predicted model, not a curated record. Gene Ontology annotation, biological process: adenosine catabolic process; inosine biosynthetic process.